AUGGGUUGGCAGUACAACCAGCGCAUCUCAGAGUUUCUUGAGGUCCAGCUGGAAAAGGCCCAGGCCAUCCAGCCGCCACAGGAUGCGGGGAAAGCUGAUGUGGAAGCCUUUGAAAAGCAGCUGGCGAAGGGGACAAGGCUUUUGGCAAAGCAUGCCCAGCUUUUCGACAUCAGGGACUUCUACACGACAGCGGACGCUCAACAAGGGGCGCAGCAGAUAUGCGCAGUGCUGCGAGAGAUUGCGGAGCUCUGGCACGGUCAUGAGGCAGUGUCGAUCGCCGAGACUGUGCCAGAGGAUUGGGUAGAAGAGGACAGGCACCUGCUGCAGAGGCUGCUGAAUUAUAUCCUCAAUGGCGUGGAGGACGAGGCAGAUGAACACGUGCGGCAGUGCUGGGGCUACGCCAAGGCCAAGCACGAGUACAGGCUGAAGUGGGUGAAGGUCGUGGAACGAGAGGAGAUCAUUGUGGGUGAGCGCAUGGCCCAGGGAGGCAAGGGCGUGGUGUUCAGGGCAACCUUGGGCGGCCAGGAAGUCGCGGUGAAGCGGCCGCAGUGGGAACAGGACCUGCCCCUGGAGGAUCUGGCAGAGUUCGCCCGUGAAGUGUCCAUGCACGCCAUGCUGAACUACCACCCAAAUGUUGUGCAGCUGCUGGCGACCACCUCUUGCGGCUGGUUGGUCAUGGAGCUGGCAGAAUCUGACCUGCACACGCUGUGCCGGAAGAAGCUGGCAUAUGGGGUCAAACUGGCACUGCUGCAGCAGGCAGCGGCGGGGCUGAUCUGCAUGCACGCGCAGAAUCUGGUGCAUGGCGACAUAAAGAGCAAGAACUGCCUGAUUUUCGGGGAGGACCCGGAGCACCCUGUUCUGAGGCUCAGUGACCUGGGGCUGACAUUCGAGGUGGGUCAGUCGCGCAGCAAGACGAUCCGCCGUGGCGGGGGCACGCCCGCAUGGAUCGCACCCGAGAUCUAUGAUGGCAGGCCUAUUGACAAGGCCUCAGACGUUUAUAGCUUCGGGGUGCUCAUGUAUGAGCUAGUCUCUGGCAAGGAGCCCUACGGAGCUGGUAGGAACACAACUGAGUAUGCACUGAUGGCACUGAAGCUUUCCGAGGCAGAGCCAUGUCAGGUGCGGCCACAGGACUGUCCCAAGGCGAUGUACGAUUUGAUGCGGCGGUGCUGUGUGAUCGAUCCGAGCAAGAGACCCACAAUGGAGGAAGUGGGAAAAGCCCUUGAACAGAUGCCGACCGAUGUGGUCUGGGAGGUCCCAUGGGAGCCAGACCUGGCUCCAUCCCACACUGACGCGGAGUGGGCGCGCACAGCUUCCGACAUCUUGGCAGAUCUCAAAGACAGCAUAGCCCACCUGCCUCCGUUUCCUCUCCCAGGCCAGGAAUCCGAUGCCGAUUCUGCUGGUCAGGCCCCAGGCCCACCAGCCCCAUUGGUGCGCAGAUUGCUUCUGGAUGGGGAGCAAGGGCUCGCCAUCAGCAGUGAGCUCCGCAGGGUGGAUGGUCAGGUGGUGUACGACCUGCGGAUGGCCAACGAGACGGCGGCUCCCAUGGAGGAUGUGGCAAUCAAGAUUAUGGAGAACUCGUUUGGGCUGCAGCCUGUGGAUGAGGCCAACAGGAUCCCUUGCAUUGCGCCGCAUUCAGUCCACGCUGUGGCUGUGCCCCUCUGCCGCCAGCCCUCCGCACUGUCAGAAGGUCCUGCCCGUGACACCCUGAACGUCGUUGCAAAUAUUGGUCAAGCCUCCAGCCUGCUGUGCUUCCAGGAGACCCUGCCAGUGGAGGUGCUUUUCAACAAAGGGGCUGAGAUGGAUCCAGAAAGCUUCCGUGGGGAAUGGGGGAAGCUGGGUGAAGAGCGGCAGAAGGAGCAGACGAUCGAAGCAACAAUUUUUGAUUUGGAUGCGAGCCAGGCAGCUUUGCGGGAUGCCAACAUUGCCAUUGUGGCAUGCUCACAGAUAGACAACUCAGACCGGGAAGACAUUUGUUCCAGGUGUCUAGUGGAGAGCAUGUCUGCCCAGGUCCUGCUGCAGCUGAGGUUCCAGCAAGGCAUCCUGGGCAUUGACUGCACAUUGCGGAGCGAGAGACCAGACCUGGGCCCCCUAGUCUUCAGUGCUGUGCGACGCAUCCUGAGCAGGGUACGUCAACCUCAUCCAGGCACUGAUGGCAGUGUCUACAUUGAGGAGAGCAGCGGGCAGGAAAUCUCAUUGUCUCAGGAGCUCCCUGUUGUCCAGUCUGAGGUACCGUCAUCACCCAACACUGCAAGGGCAACCACCUUUGACCUCAUGGCAUCAGCCACCACUGAGGCAUCCCCGCCUUCCACGGAUGGUUCCAGAACCUUUACUCCGACCAUCCAGACCUCGAACUUGGACAGCCAGGCAUCAAUCUAUUCGGAAACUUCUGGACGAUGUUCCAAUAUAGCUUUUCCAUCGCCUCCACAAUCUCCUUCCCCCUCUUCACGCCGCUCUCCCUUUAUGCUGACACAAUACUCAGAGCCACUGGAUCUGCAUUUGGCAAGCUCCCCACCACAACCGAGCCCUGCAGACACUGUCGGUGCCGUAACACGUAGCGCCAAGUCGGCAACAGCAUUUCGGCCAAUGCUGCCGUUUCCAAAGCCUGUCAGGCCUGACAUGAGGUCAACCACCACUGUUGAGGAGAUGGAGCCUGACAGCGAGCGGGAGCUUCAAGAAGCAGCAAAAGCUGGACUUGUGAAGAGGGUGAUCGCUCUGUUGGAGCAUGGCGUCAAUGUUAAUGCCACAGGCAUAUGGUUCGCUGGCACUGCUUUGCGUUUGGCAGCGGUCCAUGGUCACGUGGACGUGGCGGAAGUGCUUCUUGACAAGGGAGCAAACAUCAAUGCCAAGGACAGGGAUGGGAAUACAGCCCUGCACUUGGCAGCAUGUGAAGGCCAAAUGGAAAUGGUCAAGUUUCUUCUCCAGCGGCGGGCGAACAAGCACAUCAGGAACCAUAAUGGGAUUCUCUGGGGAGACACUGCCGCGGACGUGGCCAAAAACGAGGGCCACGAAAAAAUCGCAAAAUUCAUCAAGGGCUGGGGAGGAUGGCGGGGCGGCUGUGUGAGAUCACCCGUCGCGAUGUUCAGAACCUCUCCGCGAAAAUGA
Messenger RNA from Ostreobium quekettii, 3102 nucleotides. NCBI's taxonomy places the organism in Eukaryota, Viridiplantae, Chlorophyta, Ulvophyceae, Bryopsidales, Ostreobiaceae. The record is from the annotation of a GenBank genome assembly.